UCCAAUCGGUUUGCAGAGAACAAUAGACCAAGUGCGCUCCCGACAGCAGAGAGGACUGGGAGAGGUAGGAAAGAGCCAGCCAGAAAAAUCAUCUGCAAAUUCUCCGCACAUCUACAAAUCAGCGCUAAACGACAGCAUGUCUGAAGAGAAGACAAAGGAAGGUGUGAAGACCGAGAACGACCACAUUAACUUGAAGGUGGCCGGUCAGGAUGGGUCGGUGGUGCAGUUUAAAAUCAAAAGGCACACGCCCCUCAGCAAAUUAAUGAAAGCCUACUGCGAAAGACAGGGUUUGUCAAUUAGGCAGAUUAGAUUUAGGUUUGAUGGACAGCCGAUCAAUGAGACGGACACACCGGCACAGCUGGAGAUGGAAGAUGAGGACACUAUCGACGUAUUUCAACAACAGACCGGGGGCUGCUCCUAAGGACGGACCUCUUUCCUUGCAGACUGUACAGACUUCGUACCCGGAGAACAUCAGCUCAGCUAUUUUAUUUCAGUUUUCCUCCAAACGCUCUUCACCUUUUUUUUUUUUGUUUGUUUUAGUUUUGUUUUUUUUGUAACUCCACCUUCCUCCCACUCCACUCUAAAGGGGGGAAUCGUGGGGUUUGUGUUAAAUGUUUAUGUCAGAGAGGACAUGGUUUUAGACAGUGUAAGUGACUUUGCCUGGGGAGUGAGCAGUUUUCAGACACCCUCCCUGGAGUCUGCAUCAGUAGUGGUGUCUUCAGGGAGGGGGGAGGGGGAGGGGGGGGGGACUCUAACUCAUCGACUUCCUGUUCAAAACUCUGUCCUGUUUAAAAGGUCAGGGAGACAGAGGUCAUGACGGGGGCAGGCCAGUUUCGAUAUUUGUCAUGUGGAAUUUAGUGUGCCUGUGGUCAGUGUUCCAAUGCACAGGGGGGUCGGGGUGGGGGGGGGGAUCCCAUAGUGAUGUCAUUAGAUCUGCCACAAACUGAAGGAGCAGCAGGCUCUUGGAGUCUCCUGCGGUAUGGGGUGUAUAUUUUAGGUCCGUCUCUGUUCUGGGUACACGUGCAGAUGAAGUGUUUUCUCCUUUUUUUUUUAAUCAGUGCAGUUUGUUCAAAAGCCUAUUUCUCUGCCAAUGACCGGUAUAUGGGAGCUGUUCAUUUUCCUUGGACUCAAACCAUAUCGAGCGAAUUGAGGGACGGGAAGCUAUUGUAAUGGAUGAGAGAGAAUGAGAUUGUGUCUGGACCAAAUGCUAUACCCAGUAUUCUGAUCAAUAAAUGUUUUGAGAUUCUACAAAAAAAA
This is a messenger RNA of Anguilla anguilla (European eel), 1257 nucleotides long. RefSeq names its product small ubiquitin-related modifier 3-like. The transcript is spliced from 4 exons. NCBI's taxonomy places the organism in Eukaryota, Metazoa, Chordata, Actinopteri, Anguilliformes, Anguillidae. The record is from RefSeq and is a predicted model, not a curated record. Gene Ontology annotation, cellular component: nucleus. The coding region runs from base 137 to 421 and encodes 94 amino acids. Gene Ontology annotation, molecular function: protein tag activity; ubiquitin-like protein ligase binding. Gene Ontology annotation, biological process: protein sumoylation.